AACUCGACGACCUUCGUCGGAGAGUAUAAAUAAAAGCGCUUUAAAUUUAAUACAGCCCUAUUCAUAGGUAUUGUUAUGUUGCUGCUGUGAAACAUCGAAGUGAUUUUGUGCACAUUUUUAACCAGAUUGAUAUUCUAAGAUACAAUUUAACCGUCAUUAAAAAUAGCACUGGAUAUACGCAUCCUAGAAACAUGCUGAAGAAAGGACAAGCUCAAGUGGACGAAUACGGUUCUGAAAUACUGAAACGUAUAAUUACUCCCGAAUAUCCCAGAGAUCCUUUGGAAAUAUUGGGUGAAAGAAACUUCAACCCUCCUCGUAUAGUGCCAAAAGAAGAAAUCGGCACACCAGUUCAAGAAUUCUUCCGCGAUGUAACCGUUUUCAUCACCGGAGGUACCGGUUUCAUGGGAAAAAUCUUGACUGAAAAAUUGCUGCGAUCUUGUCCUCAUUUGAAGCAUAUUUAUUUAUUGGUGCGAAAUAAAAAAGGACAAACUUCCGAUGAAAGAAUCAAAGCUAUUUUUCAAGACAGACUUUUCAAAAGACUCAAGCACGAAUCUCCUGAUUUCUAUAAAAAGGUGUCUGUGAUGAACGGUGAUUUAGAAGAGUCGGAAUUAGACCUAUCUGACGAAAAUAAGAAAAAAUUUGCCGAAGAAGUCAACGUUGUGUUCCAUGGAGCGGCUACGGUACGGUUUGAUGAGAUGCUCAAGCUGGCUGUUAUAAUUAACGUUAUCGGCACUAGACAAAUAUUGAAAUUGGCUAAAAGUGCAAAAAAUCUAAAGGCGAUGAUGUAUAUUUCGACAGCAUAUUCUUUUUGUCCUCAUUCUGAAAUUGAAGAGAAGUUCUAUGAUAUGCCUGCACAUUACAUUGAUGUGAUAAAUAAAGUUGCCACAAUGAAUGACUCAGAAGUUAAUUUCGAAACACCCAAAAUAUUGGGUGAAUGGCCCAAUACAUACACGUUUACAAAAGCGAUGGCCGAAUGUGUAGUGAAAAAUGAAAGUCAAGAUUUACCAAUCGGCCUAUUUCGACCUACUGUAAUCGUUUCAACCUACCAAGAGCCUGUUCGUGGUUGGAUAGAUAACGUUUAUGGACCAACUGGAACAUUUAUAGCUGCUAUGACCGGAAUAUUACACGUUUGCGAAGCAACUUACGAUAAACGCUGUUUGGAUAUGGUCCCGGUGGAUUUAGUAAUAAAUGGUUUGAUAUGUGCGACCAAAGCUACCGCUGAAAAAUACGAAAAAUUGAAAUCGGAGAAAAAAGAUUUUGAUAUUCCUGUGUAUAUUUACUCCAGCGGAACUCAAAAUCCCAUAAAUUACGGAGAAAUUGAACAUCAUUACUCUCAUUUUUCCUUAGAAUGGCCCACCAUAAAAGCAGUGUGGUAUUACUCGGUGAUAUUUACAGAUAAUAAAUACCUAUUAAGGAUAUUAUCGCUCCUGGUGCACACAAUCCCUGCUUAUUUCUUAGAUGUUCUAGCUUGUCUUGUUGGAGAAAAACCAGUUUUAACCAAGAUCUAUAAAAAAAUGAACCACUUUCUAGAAGUUACGGCGUAUUUUAGAGCAAGUGAUUGGGUUUUUAAAAAUAACAAUACUCAGGAGCUUUGGCAAAAGUUAUCCAAUGAAGAUAAACAACUCUUCUUCUUCAAUGUGGCUGAUUUCUCGUGGGAAUAUUUCUUAAAAGCGACGUGGUUAGGAUUACGCGUGUAUCUUGUCAAUGACGAUAUUCAUACCUUACCAGCAGCCAGAAUUAAGUGGAGAAGGUUGUACUAUGCACAUAUUGCUCUCAAAACUGCUUUAUUUGCAGUAUUAAUUUUCCUGCUGUGGAGUUUGCUAAAAUUUAUUUUAUUUUUAUUUUGAGAACGUUGUCCACCUAGACUUUGUUUUUUGACCACUUUAUGUUUACCCAGCAACCUUUGUUUUUCAUGUCGGUUGUUCAAUGUUCAUUGUUCACUUUCAAUUAGUGAGACAACUCAGUGACAGCAAAAAUGCAGUGUCAGUAAGUAAUUUAAGUAUUUCCCCCAGGGUUGCGUUCACCCACCUUUAUUCCGGGCCGGAUUUAACAUUAGGCCGCCCUAGGCAGACAAGAAUAUGCCGCCCCUCCCUCCCCAAAUUUUUUGGUUUUCGUGAAAAUUUUCACCCCCAAAUAUUACAUCUGUAGAAUGAGUCAGCGACUCGACAGCCUCCGGCUGAAUGUAUAGUUUAGUCAUUAGUUACUUUAGUUCUCGUGUAGACUCUGUAUAAUAAAGAUCGCUUCAAUAUGUGA
This is a messenger RNA of Planococcus citri (citrus mealybug), 2253 nucleotides long. Its product is annotated as fatty acyl-CoA reductase wat-like. The record is from RefSeq and is a predicted model, not a curated record. The transcript has 9 exons. Gene Ontology annotation, biological process: long-chain fatty-acyl-CoA metabolic process. Bases 192 to 1847 code for a protein of 551 amino acids. Gene Ontology annotation, cellular component: peroxisome. Lineage: Eukaryota; Metazoa; Arthropoda; Insecta; Hemiptera; Pseudococcidae. Gene Ontology annotation, molecular function: alcohol-forming very long-chain fatty acyl-CoA reductase (NADP+) activity.